AUGAUUGCCAACCCCUCCCUGCAACACCACCACUCACACGAUUCUUCUUCGUCCUAUCGAUCUGGUAGCCGUUCACGACACUCCACCACUCCUCGAGCCCAGCGCACAGCAGAACUCGCCGACUUCAGCAGUAACCAAACCACUACCACGUGGUCACCUGCGACAGUAACAGCAGCAACUGCAUCGACUUCAGACUCUACACCUACUCCAGCGUCUGCGGGUCACGAAACCGCCCACGUGUCGGCCACUGGCGGAGCCUCACGCUUCCCUUCCCCGCCUCCAUCUUCAUCACCUGCUGCUGCUACCGGCCCAGCUUACGCCGAUGAUGCAAAGAGCUCGUCUAUGGCAUCCGACGCGAGGGACUCUGGUCCCCUAGGCCACGCUUCGCGGUCCGGCACCACAUCACACCCCUCUACUGCUCAACAACCAUCUCCUGCCUCCGACGACUUUCAAAUACCCAACCCUACUUAUUCUCUCUCUGGUGCACCCUCACAGCAGCCAGAGCAGACAGUUAUACAUAUUCGCGAUCUAGCACACAUUCAGAGUUUGGCCAGCGCCGAUCUACUAUCUGGCAAUGGCGGAUCUGGCAUCCUUAACGACCCCCCUCUUCAGCAAAUGAAGUAUGAAAUCAGUGGCAUGCCUAUAGGGGAUAUUAUCGAAAUGGUAGCCGCGUUAUUAACAAAAAUCACCACCACAAACGAUUUGCAACACGAUGCGAUGCAGCGCAAUGUCGCUCACCAGCAACAGGCUAGUCAGUCUGGCGAUACGAGUGGCAGCUCGAUCUCAUCCUUGAAUCAUUCUGUUCUCGCUUUCCAUGGCAAGAAUGUUCCCGCUAUUACUAUCCUCAGCUACCUGUCGAGAAUACAUAAAUAUUGCCCCACCACUUACGAAGUAUUUCUCAGUCUUCUAGUAUACUUUGAUCGUAUGACAGAGCGCGUCAACGAUAUGGUUACAAAGAACGAAGAGGCUCGAAGGCAGACACAGUCGCGGCAGACAAACACAAACACUCCACAGGACACCCCCAUGCGCGGCGAGGUUGUGGGCGAUGCAGAUGAGAGCGAUUCAGAUCUUGCGGACGAUGAUGAUGAAGAUAUGGCCGAUUCGACUGGACAAGGCCGUUCAAGUAGCAAUAAAGGAGCUGCCACUCCUACAGAACACCCCGCCAUUGCUGCUGCAACAUACUUCGUUGUUGAUAGCUUCAACAUUCAUCGUCUGAUCAUUUCUGGUGUGACGUGUGCGAGCAAGUUCUUCUCGGAUGUUUUUUACACUAACUCGAGAUAUGCCAAGGUUGGUGGAUUGCCACUGGUUGAAUUGAAUCAUCUUGAGCUCCAAUUUCUCCUCCUCAACGAUUUUCGACUCGCAGUUCCAGUGGAAGAUCUGGAAGCGUAUGCGACUAUGCUGGUUGAGUUUUAUGCCCGAGAGGUGGUAGCUAAGCAGGCGGCAACUGGAAGCACCGAAUGA
Molecule: messenger RNA, 1461 nt
Organism: Fusarium coffeatum
Lineage: Eukaryota; Fungi; Ascomycota; Sordariomycetes; Hypocreales; Nectriaceae
Exons: 2
Coding region: 1-1461 (486 amino acids)
Biological process (GO): regulation of cyclin-dependent protein serine/threonine kinase activity
Cellular component (GO): cyclin-dependent protein kinase holoenzyme complex; nucleus
Molecular function (GO): protein kinase binding; cyclin-dependent protein serine/threonine kinase regulator activity
Source: RefSeq, a predicted model, not a curated record